This is a messenger RNA of Dromiciops gliroides (monito del monte), 4280 nucleotides long. RefSeq names its product nudE neurodevelopment protein 1 like 1 (gene NDEL1). Lineage: Eukaryota; Metazoa; Chordata; Mammalia; Microbiotheria; Microbiotheriidae. The record is from RefSeq and is a predicted model, not a curated record. Gene Ontology annotation, molecular function: microtubule binding. The transcript has 11 exons. Gene Ontology annotation, cellular component: kinetochore; centrosome; kinesin complex. Gene Ontology annotation, biological process: microtubule nucleation; regulation of neuron projection development; chromosome segregation. The coding region runs from base 422 to 1423 and encodes 333 amino acids.
GCGUGGCUACCGUAGAGAACGCCGCGGCUGGCCGGCCCGUAGCUGUCCUAAAUACCAGCCCUCACCUUCCCCCUCCCCUCCUUAUGACGCCAUCCUUCCCCUCCUCCCCUCGGUACUGGGAGCCAGGCCGCUCCGAACCCACACCCCCUCCCCGCGCUGCGUCACAGAGAGGCUUGUGACGGCCCCGCCCGCCUGAAAUAUCGCGCGCGGAGGUCGGUGCUGCGCGUGACGCGGCACUAGGGAGGAGGGCGAGAGCGAGAGCGAGCUCGCUGGAGAAGGCUAGAGAGGAGGCGAAAUCGAGGCGCUGAGGAGUAACUCGGUCUGGUCCGGUCCAGUCUGGUCCGCGAAAAUGUCCGUUUGACACGGUCCAGGUCUACUGGAUUUCGUGUUGUCCAUAAGCGUGCGCACAUUCCACGUAUUGAUGACUAUUUUGACCAUGGAUGGUGAAGAAAUACCAGACUUUUCAAGUUUAAAGGAGGAAACUGCUUAUUGGAAGGAACUUUCCUUGAAAUACAAACAAAGUUUUCAGGAAGCACAGGAAGAGCUGGUGGAAUUCCAAGAAGGAAGCAGAGAAUUAGAAGCAGAGUUGGAGGCUCAGCUAGUACAGGCUGAACAAAGAAAUCGAGACUUACAGGCUGAUAACCAAAGAUUGAAGUACGAAGUGGAAGCAUUAAAGGAGAAACUAGAACAUCAGUAUGCACAGAGUUAUAAGCAGGUGUCAGUUUUGGAAGAUGAUCUGAGUCAGACACGAGCUAUUAAAGAACAAUUACAUAAGUAUGUAAGAGAACUGGAACAGGCCAAUGAUGACCUAGAGCGAGCAAAAAGGGCUACAAUAGUAUCACUGGAAGACUUUGAACAAAGGCUAAAUCAAGCUAUUGAACGAAAUGCAUUUUUGGAAAGUGAACUUGAUGAAAAGGAAUCGUUGCUGGUGUCCGUACAGAGGCUAAAGGAUGAAGCAAGAGAUUUAAGACAAGAGCUAGCAGUACGUGAAAGGCAGCAAGAAGUAACCAGAAAGUCAGCUCCUAGCUCUCCAACUCUAGAUUGUGAAAAAAUGGAUUCUGCUGUACAGGCAUCCCUUUCCUUGCCAGCCACUCCUGUGGGGAAAGGGACAGAGAACAGCUUUCCUUCACCAAAAGGUAUACCAAAUGGUUUUGGUACCAGCCCACUAACUCCUUCUGCAAGGAUAUCGGCAUUAAACAUUGUGGGGGAUCUCUUGAGGAAAGUAGGGGCCUUAGAAUCCAAGUUAGCUGCUUGCAGGAAUUUUGCAAAGGAUCAAGCAUCACGGAAAUCAUAUAUUUCAGGGAAUGUUAAUUGUGGCCUGGUGAAUAGCAACAGCACAAAGUUCUCUCGUUCAGGGCAUACAUCUUUCUUUGAUAAAGGGCAAGAAAAAGUCAUAUUCCCCACCUUGUUCAUGGGACGGUAAAUGGCCUUGACCAGGUUCCUCCAACUGGUCUGGGCUCCUCCAGACCAUCAUCUGCUCCAGGUAUGCUGCCUUUGAGCGUGUGAGCACCCAGUGUCCAGGUGGAGGACUCGGCCCUCCACUGAUGAACAAGGAUAUACCUACGCCUCACCUGUCUGUGCCCACACCUGCAAGGCCCAGCUCAUGCCCUUAUAUCCACCUGCCUUCCCAUAGCCAGCAGAUGGCAUGCCAACUGCAUGCCAUGGCAAACACCGUGCCCACUGCCCUGCAGGACUCUGCUCGAUGUUAACCCUGGUUAUUUUCUCUUCUCACCAUUGUGCCCAUUGGUUUCACAUGGUUGCACUUUCGUGGGUCACAAGCUGAUACCUAUAUUACUUGGUUUCUCUGGAUACAGAAGCUCUUCCUCACCCCACUCAGCCCCUGCAGCCCUUCUUUGCUGUUUCAGUAGGAGUCAUUUGAGUGUAGGACCAGUGCAAAUCUUGGAGUUCCCUAAAAGACCACAUUGACAUGUGUCCUUCAUCACAGCAGCAUCACUCCUCCUGCUCCCCUCCCCCCAAAAGGGUCUUUUAUAACCAAAAGACUUUAGUAAUUUGGGGCCUCAAUUCUGUCCCGUAUUCAUGAUAGUCACGGACACAGGGCACAUGUUUCCUGUACCUUCUGAAGUCUUUUGAGCAGUUAGCAUUUCUCUAGGCUCCCAUCACCCAGAGCAGCAUUUAGUCUUGGCUCAUGGACAGCAAUGGACAGGGUCCCCAGGAUGUCCUAGGGGCUGUGUUCUGGAGGACUUUGCAGCUGUGAGCGUGUCUCCUUCUUUCUGUGCCUCAGACUUGGUGGGGUUGACCACCCCCUCACCAGCUUUCCAGAUCCUUCAGUUAAAAACACUAUCUUCAGAGCACUUUUGUUUUAUUCUCAGUGGGCCUAACCAGUUGAAUUGGGAGGAGUUGAGUGGCCCGUCUCCGGGGGCAAAGAGAAGACUGCCCCUCAGAAGGGUAGGACUUUACAUGUUUUUCCUGUGCAUCCUUUGAUUAUUCACAUGCUGCAUUUACUGUUUACAUUUUUUUUUGUAUAUAGGUUUGUAAACAUACUUGCCUGAGAUAUUUGUGCAUAACUUGGGCUUUGUAGCUUUAUUUAUUCAGAAUCCAUUUCGCAUGUUUAAUGAUUUAGGGUGGUGUCCUACAGGGCAGCUGUAUAAGAUCAUCAUGUGGUUUAAAAAACAACAAAACACUUCUCAUCAAAAUAAAGAUCUUUUUUGUGGAAACAGUGAAUUUUACAGAAAAGGAAGAUUGAAGUUGAUUUAUUGCCUAUAUGAGAGAAAGCAAAAGUGGGAGAAUACUAAUGAUUCAAGAAGUCCAGAUUCCUGACCCAAUAAAUCAGAAAGAAGCUACUGUUUCUGCGUGGGGGCUUCCCUAAGGGUGUUAGGGCAGGUAUAGAAGGAAGAGGCCUGGAUUCUGCUUCCAGGGGCAUAUCCUUUGUUGCCCUUUUCCCACCUAUGCCAAUCAGAAGCAGGUGGAGGGUGACCACGAAACCUUGUGAGCAGAUUCCUACCAUCUGCUUGUUAGGGUUGGUUUAUGGGGUAAAUAGGGUGGAUCCCACCAUAAUUUUUCAUCAAGUGAGGUGUUACCCACUUUUGUCAUUCUGUCAUUUGAGGUCAUUUCAAACUAGGCUUCUUAGAUUCCAACUCAAGAAUUUUCACCUCAUCUCUCAGGCUUGCUGAGUGACACCAGGUAUUUGAUAGCAGUGACAAGAACAGCGUCAGAAACCUGCAGACUGGAUGCUCACAGCUCUCGCACAGCAGGCUUCGAAUACUACCUUUGUUACAACAGAUGAACUCAGCAUUAAGAGCAAGCAGAAACUAAAAUACGAAAUAAGUAAGCAAUAUCAAGUGCUAAUUCACAUUUGUAAAAAUAAUAAAACAUUAUGCAAGUAGUCUCUGCUUUUAGACAUACUGCAUUCUUUUGGAGUCUGGGUUUAAACAAGCUCUCCGCAAGCCAGAAUCCUGGCAUCAUAUGCAUUAGGUAUCUUCCUCUGUAGGAGCAAGGGAAGGUGGCACGCUAUUAAGGCAUUGAUGAGAAAUGAGGCCGACCUAUUUUCAUGGAUGGAAUCCUAUUCAUUUAAAGUUGCAUCCUAGCUAGUGGAGGUAUUGUCUUCCAACUUAAAAUCUUAUGGGUUCAGGGGCAGCUAGAUGGUGCAGUGGUUAAAGCACCGGCCCUGGAUUCAGGAGUACCUGAGUUCAAAUCCGGCCUCAGACACUUAACACUUACUAGCUGUGUGACCCUGGGCAAGUCACUUAACCCCCAUUGCCCCGCAAAAAAAAAAAACAACUUAUGGGUUCAAUCCUAUUUUAGAUAUUUACUAGGUGCUACCAUGGACAAAUGACUUCUCAGAGUAGUUGUGAAGAAAGCACUUUGUAAACAUCAACAUACAUACAUGUAAAUUAUUAUUAGGCUUGGUCAUCACAGUACAGUGGAAACAACUAUUUGAAAUCAGAAGACAUGGGUUCUAAAUUAAUUGUGUGACUUUGGGCAAGCCACUUCUCUGGACCCUCAGGUUCUUCAUCUGUAAAAUUGAGAAGAUUGGACUAGAUAAUUUCUAAGGGUCUUUCCUGGUCUAAAACUUAUUAUUUCUGAGGUUACUUCCACCUUUGAUAUUCAGGGAUUCCUAAUAGCCUUUUAUAGUGUUGCCUGUGCUCAUGAUAUAGCUAAGGCCUCUUUAUUUUCCAAGAGUAGAAAUGAUAGACAAAGACCUGUUGCCUCUAAUAGUCAUUUCUUCUUCCCCUCCUGCUUCAUACUGCUAUUUCUCUCCAUAUGGUUGGAUUCUGCCCUUCUGCUCAGGUUAACUGUCAUAGACAUGUGUUCAUUCCCGG